AUGGAGGCCAUCAUUCGCCCGGCAUUGACCGCCUCUGGUCGUCGCACAGUCACUACCCGUUUCCGUCCAGCAUGCCGCUGCCUGCACAACAGCGCCUCAAGGACAGCAACGCCACUACCUCAUGGCAUCGCUGCCGGACCGCCACCGCAACCUCCCCAAGCACCCACUACCGAGACCGAGGAACGUGUUGCGCGUAAGAGACAACAAGCUGCUCUUCUGGAAAGACAGGCGCAGAUCAAGGUUGACCCCAAGAAGCCCGCCACAGCCUUGCGCAAGCGUUUCUGGAAGGAGUCCUCGGUCGUCGAAACACCUGACGGUCUGCAGAUCAUGCUUGACAAGCGCCCGGUCCGAACGGCUUCAAAGGAGAUUCUGACUCUUCCUCCCACCAAACACGCCCUCGCCUCAGGCAUUGCCCUUGAAUGGGAUCUCCUCACCUCUGCUCAACAAGCACUCAAACACCACUAUAUUCCUCUCACAUCGCUGAGUUCCCGCGCAGUCGACAUCCACAAUGCAGACCUUGCAGGAGACAAGAAGAUACGGGAGAGCGUCGUCACAAUGUUGAUGCGCUACCUCAGUACCGACACAUUGCUUUGCUGGGACCCCGAGAAGAGUAUCCAUGACCCUUCAUCCAGUCUCGACAUGAAGGACGAUGGUCAGCCGAAGCAAAGCUUGAGAUCGAAACAGGUUGAGAACGCCGAGCCCAUUCUUGCAUACCUCACGACGCACAUUUUCCCCGGACUUGAGGUCGUGCCCAUCUUGGGCGAGGAGAGCAUCAUGCCAGUACCGCAACCCAAGGUUACUCAGGAAGUAAUUCGCGGAUGGAUGACUGCCCUGCCUGCGUUCGAACUCGCAGGUCUGGAGAGAGGAGUUUUGGCCACCAAGAGUCUGCUUGUUGCGAUCCGCCUACUGGUUGAAUGGAGUCAGGAGUUCAGACACCUGCAAAAGAACAACGGUGGAUCAAGAUUCGGCAUUCCUGAAGCUCGUGCAGCUGCAAGUGUUGAAGUGACAUGGCAGACGGACAUGUGGGGAGAGGUUGAAGACACUCACGAUGUGGACAAGGAGGAUGUUGCGAGACAGCUGGGCAGUGUUAUUCUGCUGUCGUCGAUCGCAAAGUCGCUCUUGUCAAAGGUGACGAGCAGAGGCGACGCGCCUCAUAACGAGGCUCCCGACUCUCCAGCAACAGACAACCUCGAGCCAUCUUCUCCGACCAUGGCUUCGGGCCGUACUUCUUUCCAGAGCGCGCGACCGACCCCUCAUCUGGUCACGACCAUGACCAACAACAACCCUGACAGUGCAUCUGCAACAUCACCACCCUCUCGAUCACCGCAAGCUCCUCGCAAUGGCUCGAUUACCACCAUGCCCCAAGGAUCCACAACGUCAAUCGAGCAGUCGGUCAAGCUGUUCAAGGUGUUUGAAGCCUUGCGACAAGGUGACACUGCCGCCAUCAACAAGCACUUGCGCGAAGACUCGACUAGACUUGAAGGAAACACCAUCCUACACCUCGCCGUACAAUGCGCCGAGCCGUCAGUCGUCGAGUAUGUCCUGAGCAUGGGCCAGAGCACUCUCGACGUCAAUGCCAGAGACCGCGACGGCAACACUCCCCUGCACAUUGCCUCCUCUCUUGGUCGCACCUCUGUCAUCAAGCUCCUCCUCGACCAGCCGCAGGUCAAUGAAUCGACUACAAACUUCCAGGGAAAGACGCCUCUCGAUCAAGCUCGCAGUCCAGACGCUUUCCAGCUCCUCCAGCUCGCCCGCUCUCUCUUCAUCGACAGAACUACAAAGAGGAUCCAGCACCUCGUCCAGUCCGCCGACUAUGGCACUCUCGAAGAUGUCCUCGCCGAUGACCACGUCCGCCAUGUCGUCGACAUCAACGCCCCCGAAUUGGCUACCGAGCCCCAGACCGUCGAGUCAGGCGGCACCCUGCUGCACGAAGCAACUCGCAAGAAGGAUACACAGCUCAUUCAGAUCCUCCUCCUCAAUGGUGCCGACCCCUUCCGUCGCGAUCGCAAAGGCAAGCUGCCUCAAGAGAUCACAAAAGACGACCACACCAAGCAGAUUCUUAAAAAGUCGCCUGCUGCUGCCGCCGCUCAACGUGGUGUUCAAGAGAAGGCUAUACUUGGUACAGGCGAGGGUCCGCCAGAGAAUGCUUUGAGUGCAAAGGAGGCCCGUGAGAUGAAGGGAUACCUCAAAAAGUGGACAAACUACACUUCCGGUUACAAGCUGCGAUGGUUCGUGCUGGAGGAUGGUGUCUUGAGCUACUACAAGCACCAAGAUGAUGCUGGCUCUGCUUGUCGUGGUGCCAUCAACAUGAAGAUUGCUUCUCUUCACAUGGACUCCAAGGACAAGCUCACGUUUGAGAUUCACGGAAAGUCGUCGGUCAAGUACCACCUCAAGGCAAACCACGAGGUCGAGGCCAAGCGCUGGUUCUGGUCACUGAACAACGCCAUCCAGUGGUCAAAAGACGAGGCUCGUGAAGAGCAGAAGCGUCAACGUCAGGAAGGCGAGGCCUUGCGCCAGGCUGCUGCCGACAAACAUUCCGGUGCUCCUUCUGUUGCCGACUCUUCCACUCUUGCACCCACCGUCACCAGCGACCGCCGUACAAGUAUCGCCCGCACGACCGAUGGAGAGACUCUGUACGGCGACGAGUCCAGCAGGCUGACCAGAGCGCACACAUUCGAGACAGAGGGCGAACGGGACUUUGAGGAUGAGGAGGAUGACUACGGUGACGAUGACAGCUCCCACGACAUCAAGCCCAUCAACAAGGACGCUUUCAACAUCACUGCUCAAUCUGCCAAGCUCCAGCUCGAUUUGCUGGCCUCCGUGUCAAACUCGCUGCAGCAAGAGAAGGUCAACAACCCAACUCUCCCUCUCGGCCACCCUGAUGUCGAAUAUGCUCUGACCUCGUACGACACUGCUGUCGGCAACCUCAGGGGCCUCCUGAUCGAUCUUCUUCGUCUCUCCAAGGAUCACGAUGCAUACUGGCAACACCGUGUCGACCGUGAAGCACAUAUCCGCAAGUUGUGGGAAGAGAGCAUGGCUCGCGUUGCUGCUGAACAAGAAGAGUUGGAGAAUCGAAUCGGCGAGAGUGAGGACAAGCGCAAGAGAACAAAGCGUGCUCUGAGAGACGCUCUCGAAGGUCAAGGUUCGGGUACUGCAAGUCGGGCUCGCAGUCGUAGAGGAACCACAGCUACUCAAAGCAGCAAGCUCGCCGCUGCCGUUGCUGACAUUCCUGUCGCUGAUGAUGGAACUGCUGUGGCCGCAGAUACUGCCUCUCUCAGUCGCAGACAGACCCUUGCUGACUUGACCAACCACGACGUCUCGGACGACGAGUCUGACAUGGAUGAGCAGUUCUUUGACGCCGUCGAUGCUGGAGAAGUCGAGGUUGUUGGUCAGAUGCCUGUCGCCAGUACACCUCAAACCAGCACGCAACCCGAGGAAAAGACCGCCCCGGCUGAAGACAACACAUCUACCGCCAUUCAAAAAUCGUACAAGGGAUACGAAGACCCUGUUAGAUCCAAGCUUCCUAUCGAUGCCGAUAAUCGACCCAAGGUCUCGCUUUGGGGUAUCCUCAAGAAUAUGAUUGGCAAGGACAUGACCAAGAUGACUUUGCCUGUCACCUUCAACGAACCCACCUCCCUUCUCUACCGUGUCGUUGAAGAUAUGCAGUACACUGAGCUUCUAGACACCGCUGCCGAACGUUCCGACUCUGCUGAGAGAAUGGUUUAUGUUGCUGGUUUCGCUGCUUCGGAAUAUGCUUCCACCAUCGGAAGAGUUGCAAAGCCUUUCAACCCUUUGCUAGGUGAGACCUUCGAAUAUGUUCGUCCUGACAAGGGUUACCGCUUCUUCAUCGAGCAAGUAAGCCAUCACCCUCCUAUUGGUGCCGCUUAUGCAGAGAGUGCCAAGUGGGAAUACUAUGGUGAAUCUUCUCGUGGCUGGAAAGCAUCAUCCGCCUUCCUUGUCGCCGGCAAAGUCACCGAUGCAAAGGGCGUACCCAAAUGGAGCAUCGGAGGCCGCUGGAAUGACAAGAUCUACGCCCGACCCACUCCUGGCUACGAAGAUGAGAACCUCGGCACAUCCACCAAAUCGCAAGAGUCCAACCAAGCUAUUCUCGUCUGGGAAGCCGGUCCCCGUCCGGCUGGAAUUCCUUUCAACCUUACACCUUUCGUCAUCACACUAAAUGCUUUGCCAUCGCGUCUGCAACCACUUCUCGCACCUACAGAUUCGAGAUUCAGACCCGAUCAACGUGCCAUGGAAGAAGGCAAAUAUGACGUCGCAUCUGACGAAAAGAAUCGUGUUGAAGAAAAGCAAAGAGCCAGACGACGUGAGCGUGAAGCAGCGGGUGAACAUUUCGAACCCAGAUGGUUCAAGUCUGAGAAACAUCCCAUAACCGGAGAAGAGUAUUGGAAAUUUGGUGGCGAGUAUUGGGGUGUUAGAGAUAAGGUUGCCAAUGGAGAGGUAACAUGGAAGGAAGCCGGAUUGGAAGAGAUUUAUUGA
Messenger RNA from Aureobasidium pullulans EXF-150, 4494 nucleotides. RefSeq lists its product as uncharacterized. NCBI's taxonomy places the organism in Eukaryota, Fungi, Ascomycota, Dothideomycetes, Dothideales, Saccotheciaceae. The record is from RefSeq and is a predicted model, not a curated record. Gene Ontology annotation, cellular component: cytosol; nuclear envelope; membrane. The transcript has 4 exons. Gene Ontology annotation, molecular function: protein binding; sterol binding. Gene Ontology annotation, biological process: maintenance of cell polarity; endocytosis; proton-transporting ATP synthase complex assembly. The coding region runs from base 1 to 4494 and encodes 1497 amino acids.